Molecule: messenger RNA, 2715 nt
Organism: Temnothorax curvispinosus
Lineage: Eukaryota; Metazoa; Arthropoda; Insecta; Hymenoptera; Formicidae
Product: PMS1 protein homolog 1-like
Exons: 12
Coding region: 228-2486 (752 amino acids)
Biological process (GO): mismatch repair
Cellular component (GO): MutLalpha complex
Molecular function (GO): ATP-dependent DNA damage sensor activity; mismatched DNA binding; ATP binding
Source: RefSeq, a predicted model, not a curated record
AUGUUUAUUCUUUGUAACUGUACUCUUCGCACCAUUUCUCUUUCUCUCUCCAACGUAAAAUCAUAUCUCUAUUUCGUUUUAAGUGCAGAAAGUGUAAUGCAUAGCAUAGUACGACUUCCAGAGAGCAGAGCCAUUCCAAUCCAUGCCGGUGCACGUGGUACUGGUAGCUAUAUUUAAAAAAUAUCGUAGAUUGUCAAAGCAUUUUUCGAAUUGAUGACAUUUAAAAGAUGCCGAUUUCGGCACUGGACGUAAGAACGGCAAAACUAAUUACCACCACGCAAAUAAUAACGUCCGUGUAUGCCGUGGUGAAGGAAUUGAUAGAAAAUGCCAUCGAUGCCAACGCGGAGAGCAUCGAAAUUAACCUUGUAGAUAACGGCACAUCCUUAAUAGAAGUAAAGGACAAUGGUUGUGGCAUAUCUAAGGAGGACGCGCCGUAUAUGGGAUUACCUUCCCACACGUCUAAAAUAUCAAAUUUUGAAGAUCUAGAUACAUUGCAAACGUUUGGAUUCAGAGGAGAAGCACUUAGCGCAGUGUGCGCGGUAGCAGAAGUUGUCAUUAUAACAAAAACGAAAGAGGAUAAUGUUGGGACCUCGUACGCAAUGAAUCAUGAUGGACAAGUUGUCAACCGUGAACCUUGCCAUAGAAGCACCGGAACUACGGUGCAAGUGAGAAAUUUAUUUAAGCAAGUGCCUGUAAGGAGACAAAUAAUUAUCAAUACGAGAAAAGCUAAUCAGACUAUCAAAUUAUUGGAGACACUGAUGCAAUGCUUUGGGAUAUGUAAACCAAACGUACGAAUUCAAUUCAGAACGAACAAUAAUGUUACGUUUACAAAGCCAAGUCUAAAUAAUAUCAAAGAAGCUGUGAAUCAUAUACUUGGCAGAAAAAUUAUGUCUAACAUGGAAUGGAUUGAGUUUAAGGAUGCAGAGCUUACUUUGCAAUUAAUGUUGCCUUCAAAAAAGGUACAGGAUCUAUCAGAAAUUUCUCAUUCCGAUUUACACUAUAUUUUUGUAAAUAAUAGGCCUAUUAAGCACAAGGAUCUUGAAAAGCUAGUAAAUGGUUUGAUAUUAGAACAUUUUGAACAAGAGUCAUGUAGAAAGAAAGUGGUAUUUCUUGUGUACAUUACUUUGAGGCCAAUGGACAUUGAUGUCAAUCUAGAACCAAAUAAAGAUGCAAUUUUUUUCAAAGAUCAGAAUAAAGUCCUUAAUGCUGUUGAUAAAUAUAUAAGGAAAUUUUAUGGACUUAAAUCUGCGGAAGUUACUGAACAAAACGUGUCGUUAGACACGUCUGCCUGUUAUGAAGAUUACACACCUAGUGCGAAUGAAAAUGUGGCUGACACCGAAUGGCCUGCGUGCAAAAGACGAAAAAUACAUGCUCAAGAGAGAGUUAUUCGAGAAGAUAUUGUUAAAGAAAAACCGAUGCUUAAUAAUGAUAAUGUAUAUGAGAAACCUCAAGAUGAGCAACAGAAUGAUAAUCAGAUUUGUGAUCAGAAGCAUUACAGAGAUACAUUGGCUGUGACAUCCCAUAUACAACCACCAAAUUUGAGCGAUUCUGAUUCAAACGAUACCGUCCCUACCACUAAUGAUGAGACUAAUGUAAAUUGCAGGGCGGAAUAUAGUUUAACUUUAAGUCAGCUACCUGUAGUAGACCUUGGUGAGGAUUUUGACUUUAUAGAAGAAAUUGGAAAUUGUCAUAUUUCCGUGAAUAAAAACGAGGAUAAAGUAGACAUCCAAGAAAAGCAAGUUACAUUGGAAGCAUGGAGUAAGGGUCAUGUCACUGGACUUAAGGGUGGUACAGUUAUAAAAUCGGAUAUUGCCAUUGAGAGACAGUCAGAUGAUAACUUAAAUAAUAAGACUGAUGAAAUAAUAGAGCCAGAUAGAACGCACGUUGAUCACAAAAAUCUUAAAUUUCUAAAGCAUGUUAGAUCACAAGUUGCAAAGGAAAAUCCUACGUUAACAGCAGCCCAAACUGCAAGAAAGAUUACCGACUUCUGGAAGCAACUGUCAUCCGAAGAGCGCGGUUAUUAUCGCGAUAUCGCGCGUGAAGAAGAAAAGGAACAUCAGAGCCAGGAAAAAGUCGAGAAAAGAGCAUCUAUUCGAGUAGAUGCGAAUAAAGACUCGGAGAAAAAUAAAAGCAGACUCUUACAGCUAUUUGAAAAGAUGAAAAAUACGAGAAACGAGAGGAAAGAAAAAUUAAAUUUGAGGACGAUAGUACCUUGGAUCAUCGACAGAACUAAGAUAAUCACAAGGUCAGGUUUUGAUAGUGAUCACGUAAUAGGUCGAUUGACACCCAACUUAUGGGUUGCUACAAUUUGCGAACAAAUAUGGAUUGUAGAUAUUACUGGUCUGAUGAAAGGUUUGAAAGUUACCGAUAUCGAUACAGAUAAGAUUGAUGCCAAGAGGAUUGAACGUCUUCUCAAGCAAUGGUUAGUAGAACGAGAUGAUAUGUCAGUGAUGCAUUCUAUACACGAAUUCGCGAAAAAAGUGUAGAUACUUGUAUUAGCACUACGAUUCGUGUAAGAUAUUUUUUAAAAUUAUUUUACAAAUAAUUUUAUAACAUCGCAUUUUAUGUACAAUAUGUUUUAAUAUGUAACAUCUGGAAUUAUAUAGUUCAGGCUAAUUGUAAGAUACAAUCUGUAUAAUCCUACACAACUGUAUACACUACAGAUAAUAAAAUAUGUAUAAAUAAUGACUAAAACUAAAAAUCACAAAAUAAGUA